ACUUAGCAAUUCAAAUUUAAGCCUUUUAAUCUACCAAAUAGUUACCAGUCGAAUGUACAAAAUUUAUCACUUCAUAUAUACAAUCAUGACUAACACUAAAUUCUGUACACAAAAAUUUCUAUGUCAAGCAUGGGUGACUAACGGCUUAGCUACAAAAACCUAAGUCCAAAAGUGCCUAGCCGUCUAGCUCGUCACUCCCCCGGGCUUCCCACGCGUCGGGUCUCACUACCUGAAAUGGUGGACAAAGAAACCGUGAGAUAGAAAUAUCUCAAUGGGGACGCUGGAAAAUGGCUGGGUUCACUUCGGCUGCAGCAGGGAGAAAAACAAAGCAAACGCGAGGAUGGCUGGAAAGAAAGAAAGAAAGAAGAAAAAGAAAAGAGAAAUGAGUCAGCCGGCCUUAUCCAAUAAGAGCUUUAACCCCUUUAAAGUUUGAAAAAUUGACAGUUAGGUCCAUUAAUAAUAUUUUCUCACUAUUAAGUCCCUAACUCAACUUAUAUGCUCUAAGAAAUUUUGGGGUAUUACAAUUUCACUUGGAUAACAGGCUCUUUUUGGAUUGGUUGAUGUUUUAUAAACUCCAUUCUUUUCAUGGAGAAGUUGUAGUUGAAUCUACACUGCACUUGUUUUGUGAGAUCGAUGUAACUUAUUGUAACAUAUUGGAAUACCACUUGUGCUCACUCUUAAUAAUAACAAAUUAUUUGC
Molecule: messenger RNA, 699 nt
Organism: Rubroshorea leprosula
Lineage: Eukaryota; Viridiplantae; Streptophyta; Magnoliopsida; Malvales; Dipterocarpaceae
Source: the annotation of a GenBank genome assembly